Solea senegalensis (Senegalese sole) is the source of this 2196-nucleotide messenger RNA. Its product is annotated as kinesin-like protein KIF3B. Gene Ontology annotation, molecular function: ATP binding; microtubule motor activity; microtubule binding. Gene Ontology annotation, biological process: microtubule-based movement. The coding region runs from base 1 to 2196 and encodes 731 amino acids. The record is from RefSeq and is a predicted model, not a curated record. The transcript has a single exon. Lineage: Eukaryota; Metazoa; Chordata; Actinopteri; Pleuronectiformes; Soleidae.
AUGUCUAAGAACAAGAAUUCUGAGUCGGUCAAGGUGGUAGUACGGUGUCGCCCCAUGAAUGAAAAAGAGCGGACUGCCAAAUUUGAAGGAGUGGUCUCUGUCAAUGUAAAACUGGGCCAAAUUAUUGUGAGGGACCCCAAGAAAGCUUCAGACAGUGAACUCCCAAAAGUUUUCACUUUUGAUUCUGUGUACGACUGGAAUUCCAAUCAAAUGGGCUUGUAUAAUGAAACCAUCAGGCCCCUGGUGGAUUCAGUCCUUCUUGGAUUCAACGGGACCAUCUUUGCCUAUGGACAGACGGGCACAGGGAAGACCUACACUAUGGAGGGAGUGAGAAAUGAUCCAGAGAGGAGAGGGGUAAUCCCAAACUCGUUUGAUCACAUCUUCACACACAUUUCACAUUCCCAGAAUGAGCAGUACCUGGUGCGGGUAUCAUAUCUUGAAAUUUACCAAGAAGAGAUCAGAGACCUGCUGGCCAAGGACCAGUCCCAGCGUCUUCAGUUGAGGGAGAGGCCUGACACGGGUGUGUAUGUUGAAGGCCUUUCUUCAUGUGUCACCAAGAGUGUGUCGGAAAUCAAGCAUGUCAUGUAUGUGGGCAGCAAGAAUCGUUCAGUGGGUGCCACAAACAUGAACGAACACAGCUCAAGAUCUCAUGCCAUAUUUGUCAUCACUGUUGAGUGCAGUGAGUUGGACGCAGAUGGGAAAAAUCAUAUCAGGGUUGGCAAACUGAAUCUGGUGGAUUUGGCUGGUAGUGAAAGACAGACAAAGACCGGUGCAGAAAGGGAGAGGCUUAAAGAAGCCACAAAGAUCAACCUGUCACUUUCUGCUCUGGGAAAUGUCAUAUCAGCUCUGGUGGAUGGCAGGAGCAGCCACAUCCCCUACCGGGACUCAAAGCUCACACGUCUGCUUCAGGACUCACUUGGGGGUAAUGCUUAUACUGUCAUGGUCGCCAACAUUGGCCCAGCAUCCUAUAACUUAGAGGAGACGUUGACAACACUGCGCUACUCUUACAGGGCAAAGAGUAUUAAGAAUAAACCAUGCAUUAAUAUCGACCCCAAGGACAAUAUGCUGAGACAGUUUCAGGAGGAGAUUGCCAAGCUCAAGGAACAGCUGCAGGAACGCACAGUAAAGAACAAAAAAAGGAGACAGAAGAGGGGGGGUGGGGAAGGGGACAAUGGUGAAGGAGGAGGAGAGAUUGACUACGAUGAGGAAGAUGGGAACAACGAAGAUUACUGGCAGGAGGAGCAGGACAAGUUAGAGAAAGAAAGGAGGGCCAUCAUGGCAGAUCACAGUCUGGUGGCUGAAGAGAAAGUUCAGUUGCUUAAGGAGAAGGAGAAGAAAAUGGAGGACUUUAAGAUUGAGAAGGAGGCCCUCGCAAUGCUUGCAGCCAAAAUAAAGGCAAUGCAGAGUAAGCUUCUAGUUGGUGGGAAGACCAUAGUGGAUCACACCAACGAGCAACAGAAAAUGCUAGAACAGAAGAGGCAGGAAAUCUAUGAACAGAAACAGCGAGAGCAAAGGAUGCAGAAGUGGAUGGAAAGUUGUGACAAUGACACUUUGGAGCUCAAGGAGACCUAUAUCUCCUUGCAGCAGGAGGUUGAUAUCAAAACCAAGAAGCUCAAGAAACUGUUUGCUAAGCUGCAGGCAGUGAAGGCAGAAAACGAUGACAUCCGUGAGGCACACAUCGAGCAACGCCAGGAGCUGGAAGAGACCCAGGACAAGCUCACCAGGAACCUCAAACUCAAACAUCUGAUCAUUGAGAACUUCAUUCCCCUACAUGAGAAAAACAAAAUAGUCAAAAGAGUUUACUUUGAUGAGGAGGAUGGGCAUUGGAAAACGAAACUCAUUCCACAUUUAGAGAAUAGACACCAGAUGUCCAUGAUAAUGAAGCCACGCAUGAGGAAAAAAAAGGGGAAAAAAGAAAACAUCCUAAUCUUGGAUAUAGACCCUCCAACACAGUAUACUAAAGAGUAUCAGGAGCCAAUUGUUGCUCCAAAGCUAGCAGCAGCCUUGAGGGACAUCCUCAGAGAUGAAGACGAGAUCCAGAUUGAUGCCUCAGGCUUCAAUAGCUGUUUAGAACCAAUUCCACCCACUGGUGCCCAGCGCAAGAAAACAAAAGAUGGUCGACCGAAAACUGGCAAGAAGUCGAGAUCUCCAAUCUCCCCCAUUUAUCCACAACCCCGUGGCCUGGUACCCAAGUGA